AUGCUGGAGAACCUCACGCAGGCGGUCGCGUCGCUACCAGCAAAGGGGACCGGAGCGGAGAACACGGCGAGACCUACAUCGGUAUCGGGCGAGUCAGGGGCACUGGCUCCGGGGGAAAACGGUCGGAGCGGGCUGGGGUCGUUCUCGGCGAAGACAGCCGCGUCGCAGAGGGGAGAAGCGGCGGAGGUCAAAGGGGUGAAGGCGGCGGAGGUCGAAGGGGUGAAGGCGGCGGAUGUGGAGUCGGGAAACACGGAUCGUGCGGGCCACGACGCGUGUGGGCGAGGCAGUGGGUCGGGCCUGUUACCAACCCCGUCGGCCCAAGAGAUCGCGACAAUACGGGGAAAAGCAAAAAUGCUAGGCUAUGACGACCUUGGGCCACAGUGA
Molecule: messenger RNA, 384 nt
Organism: Linum trigynum
Lineage: Eukaryota; Viridiplantae; Streptophyta; Magnoliopsida; Malpighiales; Linaceae
Source: the annotation of a GenBank genome assembly